Trematosphaeria pertusa is the source of this 2283-nucleotide messenger RNA. RefSeq lists its product as uncharacterized. NCBI's taxonomy places the organism in Eukaryota, Fungi, Ascomycota, Dothideomycetes, Pleosporales, Trematosphaeriaceae. The record is from RefSeq and is a predicted model, not a curated record. The transcript is spliced from 5 exons. Gene Ontology annotation, molecular function: 1-alkyl-2-acetylglycerophosphocholine esterase activity. Bases 183 to 2213 code for a protein of 676 amino acids.
CGGAACCGAAGAAUUUCUCGUCAUGAUAGCAAACCUGAUACCAAAGGCUUGAAUUGCUUCGCACCGCUGCGCAAACCCCCGUAGUGCCACCAUUUCCCGGAGAUGAACACCUGACGGGCAAACCACCUUACGCUUUUUUUCCUUCUCUGUUCAUAUUCUUUCUGUCACUACCUUCUCCCGAUAUGUCGUAUAUUCAAAGGCAGACGACACGAAUUACAGGCGUCAAAAGCCAUGAGCCUCGGGACGAUGGACGGAGACACAGCGUCAGCAGCGGAACAGGCAAAGUCCCGAACGCAAAGAAGCCCAGGUCACGGCCCCCUACAAGCCUUCGCGACAAGCUUGGGUUUCUGCAAGGUCAUUUGCCCCCCUCUUCGGGCCCGUAUAGUGUUGGAUCGAUGGAUAUCGAAGUACCCGCCGAAUCCCCACGGACGUUCUCCAACAUCACCCGCGAUGGCCGUCAUGUACUCCAACUGGAAACAGUGCUCUUUACCCUUUACUAUCCAGCCGCAUUUGGUGCCGGUAGAGGCAAGGACCCAGGAGGCAGGCGAAAAUGGUCACGAGAAACCUGGCUACCAAGACCCCGCAAGGAAACUGCUAAAGGAUAUUCGAAGUUUGCCGGCCUAUCCAACUCAGUUGGGAUACCUUUCCUCGCUUUGACCACUAUGUUCACAAAGCUGCAUGCUUUCCGAAAUGCACCGCCUGCGAUACAUUGGCCGCCAGAGGGGAAUAGUAAGCAAGACGGGUAUACGAUCAAGAAUCAGGAAGGAUCGCCGCCUGAAGGAGCCUCCGAUGAGCCCACAUUCCCGCUCCUCUUGUUCAGUCAUGGGCUUGGAGGGACCCGAAAGUGUUACUCGACAAUGUGUGCGGAAUUCGCCAGCUACGGCUUUGUCGUCUGUGCGGUGGAGCACCGGGACGGUUCAGGACCGCGUACUAUCGUAAACCAUGCGAAGGGUGGAGACGGCAGCAUGCAGGAUCAGGAAAGGUAUGACAAGGUCGACCACACAGAGAAAGAGCGGCAAAGAGGCUACGAUAAGAUUGAUUAUAUCUUCCCAAAGAAUAACCCUUUGGACACCUCCCCGAAUAACGACAAAGGUGUGGACCGCGAGCUUCGGGACGCUCAAAUCGAACUACGUCUCGCGGAGUUAGAAGAAGCAUACCGGGUCCUAAGAGAUAUCGCAGAAGGGAGGGGAGAGGAGGUAGCUAGGCAGAACCUUCGUCAAGAGGGCUACGUCGGCGGCAGCUCUCGCGGGCUAAAUGGUGUCAACUGGUCGAAGUGGAAGAAUAGGUUUCACGUUGACAAGAUCACGGUGGCCGGCCAUUCGUUUGGAGCUGCGACAAUUGUCGAGGUCCUGAGGAAUACGGACAGAUUCGAAAAUGUCCAAGGUGGAAUCAUCUAUGAUAUAUGGGGUGCGCCCAUCAAACCACCGGAGGAUGAUCCGAAACACAGGAUUCAUUUGCCUCUUCUCGGCAUCAACAGCGAAGCUUUCAUGUACUGGCAGCCUAAUUUUGAUGCUGUCAUGUCUUUGAUGAAUGAGGCGAAGGAGCAGAAAGCGCCAGCAUUCCUCUGCACAGUUCGUGGGUCUAUACAUAUUUCACAAUCGGAUUUUACGAUACUAUACCCGCAUCUAUGUUCCUUCUCCUUCAAGGCAACAGUCAAUCCACAGAGGGCUAUUGAUCUCAAUAUCAGCGCGUCUUUGGAAUUCCUUAGAGACGUCACCGAAGGCGCCGGCAAAUCAAUCAUACAGCGCUGCCUCACCGAUGAGAAUCUCCUGCAAACGGAGUUGAUAGGCGAUGUUCCCGACGAGCACAGACCCGACGAUGAAUUCAUUGCCGCGCGUCUCAAGAUCCCACACGAGGCCAGAACCCGUAUGGCGGCAAAAGCCCAACGAAAGAUUAAGAGGACGAAAGCACACGGCUUUUACAGUACUGGAGAUGAGAUAUGGAUGCACUGCAGGCCAGACGGCGAAGAGCUAAGAAACUGGAGGGUGAAGAAUCGGUGUACCUUCGGAAGCGAUGACGAUGUUGGACGAGAGGAAGAGGUAGAGCUGCGAGAUGAAGCGAAGGACAUGGAGAGUGCGUCUGAAGACGUAUCUGGAGAAGAUUUCCAAAGGACGGAGGUCGGGAAAUCUUCCAGCAAUACGUCACAGGAGAAUUGGCUGGGCUGCAAGCCUUCGUUGAAGAGCGGUCCCAGCCCAGAGCGAGAACGGCCUUGAACUUGAUGCCGACACUGAAAAGGUCAGAUAGUCUCCCACAUAUCGAUAUGCAUGUCAGCGGCCUAAGGGU